AUGCUUACCCACCACCGCCUUCUUGCAAUCUCACUAAUCUCUGCGUCUAGUGUCUCAGCCGUCUGUCCUGACUUCCAAAUAGGCGUAAUUAAGACGUCUGGAGAUGUCAUCUCAAAGAUUGUUGACAACAACUGCAACCUUCUGGAUCAGAAGCCAGAGAAACAAGGCUUUGAGCAGAAUGUAUGUAACGGGUAUUCCAACGAGACCCAGGUCACUUGUAAUGGAGAUCCAUUUAAUAACAACGUACAUAAUCUCAAGACGUCCGAUGGAACCUCCUGGGGACACUGUAUAAACAUGGGAGGCGCGAGUGCCUGUAAUGGGCGCCUACUGUUUUGCUGUUCGAAAUAG
Fomitiporia mediterranea MF3/22 is the source of this 348-nucleotide messenger RNA. RefSeq lists its product as uncharacterized. Lineage: Eukaryota; Fungi; Basidiomycota; Agaricomycetes; Hymenochaetales; Hymenochaetaceae. The transcript is spliced from 3 exons. The record is from RefSeq and is a predicted model, not a curated record. The coding region runs from base 1 to 348 and encodes 115 amino acids.